This is a messenger RNA of Lutzomyia longipalpis, 2098 nucleotides long. Its product is annotated as UDP-glycosyltransferase UGT5-like. The record is from RefSeq and is a predicted model, not a curated record. Gene Ontology annotation, molecular function: UDP-glycosyltransferase activity. The transcript has 4 exons. Bases 303 to 1931 code for a protein of 542 amino acids. NCBI's taxonomy places the organism in Eukaryota, Metazoa, Arthropoda, Insecta, Diptera, Psychodidae.
UCAACUGUAAGCCAUCAGAGGCGCUCUCUCUUUGACAUUUUAGUUCCUUUACUUACAUUCACCAUAUAUUGUAGUUUAGCUGCCACGGCGCCGAUUUGUUUAUAUUUAGGGGGAGGGAAGAGUGUAUAUUGUUUGCAAAAAAUAAUGAUGAUAGAAGGUGCAUACACAGAUGAUGCACGCAAAAAUUGGCGUACCAUAUCAUAGUGCUUCGUGUGGAAGUGCUUCUUAUCAAAAUCAACGAUAAGAACGCGUUAUUCUCUUUGCUCCACGUCAAUCAGUUUUGGGACACUGCCCACGCAAAUAUGUUCUCCAAGACGAUUUUUAUACUUCUUCUCUACCUCAUUCACACCCUUAACUAUGGCUUUUGCGAAAGAAUCCUUGCCAUCUUUCCAGUACCGAGUAAAACAAACUCAAUCAUCGGUGAGACACUUGUCAGGGAAUUGAUAAGUCAUGGGCAUCAGAUCACUUAUGUAACUCCUUAUCAUAUGCGAGAAGGCUCAGAAGCAGUCCAGGAGAUCUUCAUUGAUGGUACAGUGGCGUUCGCACGGAAUGAGGAAUAUCUGAAGGAGUUACAUCAGCCCCAUUCAGUCCUCGAAACUAUCACACAAUCAAUCUUUGGGUCUGCUGAACUUGUAAACUUCACUCUCAGCCAUAAGGAAGUACAGAAGCUGUUGCGAUCUGAUGCUUCAUAUGACCUUCUUAUUGUGGAUUCCUUCAUGAUGGACGCCCUUCUUGGUUUUGCAAAUCACUACAAAGUGCCUUCUGUGGUUGUGUGCACAACUGCAUCCAAUAAAUGGACAGAUGAGUUGGUAGGCAAUCCUUACAAUCCUGCCUAUAGCCCCAAUCUAUUUCUGGGGUCCUCUAACAAAAUGACAUUUACCGAGCGAAUCGUCAAUGCGCUGCUAUCUCUCUUCGUUGAGAUUAGUUACCAAUAUUUGUACUUACCGGCUCAGGAAGCUCUCUAUCAGCGCUUUUUUGCUCCUCUACAGCCAAAAGAUGUUAAACUUCCCUCUCUUGAAGACCUCAUCCACAAUGUAAGCUCGGUUUUUGUCAAUUCCCAUCCUGGUUUCCACUAUCCACGUGCCUUGAUGCCAAAUAUUGUGGAAAUCGGCGGGAUCCACAUUCGAGAACCAAAGAAGCUUCCUGCUGAUGUUGAUAGACUGUACACAUUGGCAACGGGAGGUGUUAUUGUUUUGACGCUUGGCAGCACAACACGGAGUAAGGAUAUGCAAAAGGAGAAACGUGAUGCCUUCAAUCGAGUUUUUAAGGAGAUGCCAGAUGUGGGGAUAUUUUGGAAAUGGGAAGAUGCUCAGAUGCCUGGACAGGUGGAUAAUGUGAUAAUAGGACCGUGGUUGCCACAGUUCGAUCUACUAAUGUUUGGGAACAAUACUAAAUUGCUCAUCACCGACGGGGGUAUUUCAAGUAUUUACGAAGCGAUUUUUUCUGGAACGCCAGUCCUGGGAAUUCCCAUGCAUGGGGACCAACAUUUUAACAUGCGCUUAGCAGAGGAAGCGGGAUUUGGACGUACUCUCAGAUACGAUACCCUGACGGAGGAUAUAAUUCGUGAAGCUGUUGUUGACAUGCUUAAGAACGAAACGUAUCGCAGGAAUGCCGAGCGGGUAUCACGGCAAAUGCAGGAUAACCCCUUGUCCGUGAAAGAGAAGGCCAUGCAUUCCAUCGAGAUGAUCCUAAGGACUGGUGGCGCCCGCCAUUUGCGCUCUCCAUCCCUUGAUUUGUCCAUUUGGCAACUCUACUUGGUCGACGUGACCUUGUGCAUUGUCGCAGGAUGUGUCCUCAUCCUCGCAAUCCCCGCAGCAAUUAUCGGAAUUGUUUUGCGACGCAGCAACAGAGCAAGCCAGAGCGCAAUUAAUGGUGAUACAAAACGAACGGAGAAGAGCUCAAGGAGUGACAAUAGUAAAAAGGAAAAAUAGCUUUGACGGGUUAAGGAACUUUGGUCAGAUUCAUCAAUUAUUAUAUUUUUUCACGUGGUUUAUGCAUCAGAAUUUUGAUAUAGUGUGUGUGCCAUAGACACCCCUAUUCUUCAUACUUAUACGUUAAUAAUUUUUUACAUAAUAAAUGAUCAUCCUGUUGUUAAAAU